AUGGCGAGGGAGAAGUCCGCGUGCCUAAGCCGCAUGCCGAAUGAAGUCCGAUUGCUGCAGCAGGCAGAUGCAAUCACGGAUUACCCAACACAGCUGUUGCGGGCAGUGGAAGAUGAACUCGGGGAGUACCACCGCCAGCUACAGGCUUGUAAUGCCUUCGUGAGCAGACUGGGUCCGGAUACUCCACGAGAUGAGAUAGAGGCGCAUGAGAACAGGCGGCAGUUAUUGGAGCUGGACGUGCUGCACGCGUUGCGUGUACUGAAGGCGUUUCAGCAGACACGACAGCACUUGCUGGACAAAAUGUGUGUGCGGGCUUUGGGGCAAUUCGAGGCUUUCAAUGAACAAACUCUCUCAAAACUUUCAGACAACGAGAAGCAAUAUUUAAAAGAUGCAUGCACAGCUGAGCACUCGCGAAGAGAUGAAUUCAAUGCCCGGAACGUUGAGGACAAAAAUGGGAAACCUUCGGCUUUCGCGGACGUCGUCUUUGAGAAGGAAUGCCUAUUGGAGGAGCCGUGGCACUUUAGUGCUUCUCUUUUUUCAGAGGACGGCGAUUCAUCCGAGUCUCGCCCCUUGAAGUAUUUUGAAAAGGGGACUGUCUCCCGUCUACCGCUGUACAGAGCAAUGCAACUGCGAGCCAAGGGAAUUGUUAAGGUGAUGCAGGUAUCUGACCAUCAGUGGGCACAACUAGACGCCGCGGCUUUCUUAGGCCUUGUCUAG
This is a messenger RNA of Cyclospora cayetanensis, 717 nucleotides long. RefSeq lists its product as uncharacterized. The transcript has 3 exons. NCBI's taxonomy places the organism in Eukaryota, Apicomplexa, Conoidasida, Eucoccidiorida, Eimeriidae. Bases 1 to 717 code for a protein of 238 amino acids. The record is from RefSeq and is a predicted model, not a curated record.